CUCAGCUCUAGGUAUGCUGAUCUUAUAUCAUGAUGGGGGCCCGCUUUCAUCUGUUGUGUUUUUUUCUUCCACUUCCAAAAGCAUCAUCAGCAGCACUUGCAUUCAUUCUACUUAGCUGUGCUAAUUGAAUCUCUUGAGCCUUGGAAGUCAAUUUGCCUUUUCCUCUCAAAUCGUAAAUAUGCUAUUAAACCGGCCUUUUUGGGUAGCAAUAGCGCUAUGUCUGUCGUCCAAUGUCGAAGCAGCGUGCAACCAUGAUAAUUGCUUGAGAGCUUUCAUCAGAUCCUCCGCGGCCGCCUCAUCUUUCUGCGCAACCUAUACUCCAGGCUCAAGUACACCAACGCGCACGACCGGACUUCCAAGAUUUGUGUCUGCCUGUCAGGAUUCUCCAGCCAGGAUUUCAAGUGCAUGUGCUUGUCUAGCCACUCCAACACCAACUACAGCGACCAGUUCACCCACCACGAGUGUAACUGCAAAAGCUACUUGUGCCGCUACACAAUAUUGGCCCGGGUGGGAGAACAUCAAAUAUGCGUUUGUCUUCGGCGAUUCAUACUCAAGUACUGAGUUCAAUGAGACUGGUGUCCAGCCAUCGCCUACAAAUCCACUUGGAAAUCCGACAUAUCCAGGGUUUACCUCGGCCAAUGGUCCUAAUUGGGUUGACUUCCUUACCACGAAGCACAAUGCAUCUCUUCUUUUGACCUAUGAUAUUGCAUGGUCAGGAGCAACCAUGGAUUCUGCUCUUGUUGCACCAUAUAUACCAACUGUAUCAUCUAUCGCCGAGCAAGUUGAAAACUUAUGGUUCCCAAAUUAUGCUUCAAAGCCAGCCUCAGCUCCGUGGUCUUCGGACGAUACUCUUUUUGCAGUAUUUGAUGGCAUCAAUGACGUCGGAAAUUCCUGGGCCCAAGGGGUACCAGCCACUACGACGCUCAAUGCCGAGAUCUUCAAUGUUUAUCAUGGCCUUGUCGACGAACUCUACUAUGCUGGUGCACGCAACUUUGCGUUUCUGAAUGUCCCACCUGUGGAUCGUGCCCCCUUGACCUCCGAAAAAGGCCCAGAGAGUCAGGCAGAGGAGAAGGCAGAUAUCUUGGAUUGGAAUACCUUGCUUGCCGGUAUGGCUCAAGACUUGAAAUCGAUGUUUCCGGAUAUCAAUGUCUUCGCCGUUGAUGCCAGCCUGCUUUUUACCCAAGUGUUGGACAAUCCAGCCAGCAAUCCUAUCACCGCUGGCUACCUAAAUACAACCGGGUACUGUGAUGCGUAUGCCAAUGGUACCCCAACAGAAGAUUACUUUGACCCCACGUGUGGGAUUCCAGUCAACCAGUACUUCUGGCUGAACAAUCUUCACCCAACUUACCCAAUGCAGGAUGUACUUGCACAGGGAGUGGCAGCGCAACUGGAGGCAGGGCCGAACGUCUGCUGAACCAACUUCUGGUAGCAUCAGCACGGAUGUUGAUUUCUUUUAUGUUAGGAUCACAUAUCUCAAGCUAUGGCCCUGGAAUGACCUUGUCAACCCUGCAGCGGGGGUUAAGAGGUUCACUUCUAAAGAAUCCCAUCUAUAUACAAACCAAAUAAGAAAAAGUUUACCAAC
Amorphotheca resinae ATCC 22711 is the source of this 1582-nucleotide messenger RNA. Its product is annotated as carbohydrate esterase family 16 protein. The coding region runs from base 179 to 1414 and encodes 411 amino acids. Gene Ontology annotation, molecular function: hydrolase activity, acting on ester bonds. NCBI's taxonomy places the organism in Eukaryota, Fungi, Ascomycota, Leotiomycetes, Helotiales, Amorphothecaceae. The transcript is spliced from 3 exons. The record is from RefSeq and is a predicted model, not a curated record.